Fusarium verticillioides 7600 is the source of this 2436-nucleotide messenger RNA. RefSeq lists its product as hypothetical. Gene Ontology annotation, molecular function: FMN binding. The transcript has 2 exons. The coding region runs from base 969 to 1925 and encodes 318 amino acids. The record is from RefSeq and is a predicted model, not a curated record. NCBI's taxonomy places the organism in Eukaryota, Fungi, Ascomycota, Sordariomycetes, Hypocreales, Nectriaceae.
GACUCUUCUCGUCGACUCAUGACGUCUUGUCUGAUCACCAGAAAUGUAGCGGCAGUUGGCAGUUGCGCUACUGUGCAUCAACUUACAUACGUACCAGGUAAGCUUCGAGAAAGAAUCAGAGAAGCGAUGUCGAUCCUUUUCCUUUCCUCUCAAUCGGACUCCCCCGAAGCACUACCCUUCUUCUCCCAACACACCAAACACGAGACAAUAGUGGCCAAGUUACGCGUGGGAAAAUGUCAAGAAGCGCCAUUUUCUUGGUCGAUCACUCCCCCCCCAAACUCAUUCAAGAUUAUCUCCCUACAUUACGAUAGUAACGACGGCAAUUCGUCGUUUCGUAACAGCCCCCUGUUCGCGUCAACAACUUCCGCUGGUAUUGCCGCUCCCUCCCACCAGCCUGUUGCUUAGCCUCCCUAGGGCCCCGGACCCCGGACGGUCUAGAACCUUCAGAGAGAACUUCGUUGACCAAUCCGAGGCGGAGCUCAUGACGUACGCAAUGUCCUUUUUUGUAUUGGACAGAAUACCCUGCGGAUCAGACAAGUCCAAGUGAGCCUAGCAGAGUCAUGAGUGGUCUUCAAUUAUAUUUUCCAUGACUAGUGGUCGACCUCACGAAGCAAACAGUGUGUUACGUUGCAGCGAGAAAGACCAAGCUUCAUACUAUAAAACCUAAAUGGUGAUACUACGGGUUUAUAAAAUGAUCGUAAGGUACGACCCGAGGGCGGAAAUAUUCUGGAUAUGUGGGUGGAUCAUUGCUGGCUCAGCCCUGGCUGUACCUAGAAUAUUGUCCUCCAUAAAUAUCAUGAAUCCUGUGAUGGCCCAUUCGGAUCGCUACCCUGUACCCGAUUUUUGACAUGGGAAUUGCCUUGAGGUAGCUGUCAUACCGUUAACAAUCCAGCAGUUGACUCUUUGGCAUAUGCUCCGUUCAAAUGUUGUCGUAAUGACUCAUAGAUCGAUAUUGUGAUGAGUGGCCUAUGAUGCUGUAUGUUGAAGUGGGGUUUGACGACCUCAUCACUACUUACCAGCUUCGCACACAACAACCCCACGACGAUCAAGUGCGGCAGCAGUGUUCCCGUAACACCUCACAACCCUCAUUACCAAUGAGGCCUGUAGCUCGAUCUAUCCAGCGAAUAACACAGAUUCUAAGCCACCUUCAACACACAAUGUCGGCACAUCACCAGAUGCCAGCAGCGCCAUGGCGCUCAGCUUUUCUAUCCCACGUUGAUAAGAUGGAAUCUCCAACUUUCAUGCUCAGCACCCUCCAUCACCAUGGCUCCUCAGUCACUCCUCGUUCCCGUACCGUCGUGUAUCGAGGCACGUGGGCCGAGAUUCCCGUCAACCCCAAGAACCAGGCACCGCUCAACCCCUCUCUCUACGAGAGUGACCUUCUCACCAUCACCACUGAUGCUCGCAUGGGAAAAGUACCUGAACUAUCAACUGACGGGGAGAAUAUCCCACAGUCUGGCGGCGGCGGACCUGUCGAAGCGGUCUUCUGGGUCGUAGAGACCAAGACUCAGUGGCGUCUACGUGGCCGCGCUUAUCUUCUUGGCCAAGAUAUCGAUGAUCCAUCAGCCUCACACAUCAAGCAAGAGAUAGAAAAGUAUAUGCGCAUCAAGAACAAUGACGACUCAGGUUCUUGGAACUGGGGUAAAGAGAUCACUGCACAUUUUGGAAACUUGAGCCCUGGCAUGCGAGGGUCUUUCCGAAAUCCUCCUCCAGGUACAAAGCGAGAUGAAAAGCCCGCCCCGGGACUCGGACUCGGGCAGAAAGUCGAAGAUCUAGAUGACGAGAUUGCAAGAAAGAACUUCCGUGUUGUGGUGAUUGUGCCGGAAGAGGUGGACCAGCUUGAUCUAAGUGAUCCCGAGGAUGGCAGGAGAUGGAACUACCAGUUGAAGAAUGGUUCCUGGGAGAAGACUGAGCUGUGGCCUUGAAUCAGCACACAGUAAAGAUACAGGCUGUCAUAUAUGAAGGUCGUCGGAAACUAUACCGUAUGGAGACCUGAUUGACUAGGCGAACGAUGUGUGGAUGGAGGGACCGAUACUCACCGGGCCCCGUGAACUGUUAAUACGAGUCAGAACUAUGCCAAGGUCCAUGAAACCAGCCCUCGAUUUCUCUAUGUUUACACUAGAAUCGUCAACAGAGGCAGGUAGUUGAUUAGGCAUGCGACUGAGUGCUUUGUGAUAUGGGGGAUGAUAGAUUUAGCUAUGUCGUUUAUAACCCGAGUAACACUGGAGAGUAAAAGGCUAUAAGUAGGUUUACACUAAGGUUGCACAUUCUUGAGUAUUUGUCUUGGCUCUCAUAGUGCUCAGUCUAAGUUAGGUGCCUGUCUUCUUAUAGUGUCGAAGCCGAGAAACACUGGUUUGCUGAAGUGCGUAGCAAUCGACAGAGUCCUCACCCCUUGUACGGAUAUUGAAGCAAACAGAAUAUAAUUUUUGCCUUAGU